Molecule: messenger RNA, 3483 nt
Organism: Fusarium verticillioides 7600
Lineage: Eukaryota; Fungi; Ascomycota; Sordariomycetes; Hypocreales; Nectriaceae
Exons: 1
Coding region: 1298-3310 (670 amino acids)
Source: RefSeq, a predicted model, not a curated record
CUCGCAUCGGAUGUUUAAUAUUACCCGUUUAACCCCCUGCGUAUGUAACGCAUGCUCCGAAGCCGAAGCAUCCGUUGCACACGCUCUCUGAGUCGGUUGAACUACCUAACCAAAUGUCACAUCGGGCGCUAAGGUAGUUCUGACAACUGUCUGGCCUUGUCUUGUCUUACAGAAUGCAAUGUAAUACAAUGCAAGUCAGUGAUAGGCGCACGGGAAUAAACUACUAGUCAAUUAUCCCCUGUAACAUGUCUUUGAUCUGUCUUGCUGUCCAUUUGUGGCGAUGCGUUUCUCUCGGGGAGUUUAUGUCAGAUUUGCCCACUAUUGGCUGCUCUCACAUUUCUUGGAUUCUGAAAGUGAAACCAUGGUGAUGGGAAAUUCUGGAGCUGGGCCGCUUAUUAAUAAGGCUAGGCGAGGAUAGGAUACAACGUCCAUGGCGGAUUCCGAGAAACGGACGAAGGAGCAAGGAUGAUACUCAAAUCCGCGUAUAGCUUCAACUUCCCUCGGGUCUUCAAACACCGUCUGCCAGCAUGUCAGCUCUUUACAACAGGAAUUGUCUCCUGUAAUACAACUCUCCUGAUGCUUCACAGAACCCAAUGAUCGAUGUAUAUUGAUUCGACUUGGUCAUAGUCAUGUUCUCAUCUCACUUGUUGUAAUUCUCGAUAGAGGCUCAUUGAGCUGUCCCGCAUAAGGCUGACAACUGCCGAAGAUCAGCUCAGCCAUCAGAUAAAACAAAGAACAACAGCCCUUUCACCUUAUAUCCGAAGUUUCACCAACCCACUGAGACACGAGACAUGACAAGGAUUCAUUAGGAGAUUUGUUCCCAAAUCCAGCAACUUCAGGAAACUUUUCCUCGACACUAGUUUCUUCACCAAGGGUUUGAAACCCAAAGCCUGUGCUGUGCUUGCUUGAUCACCCCUCAAUCGGUACCUGUUUGAUGUUCCACCAUCCAUUCACCAUCUAUCUAUCUAUGAGUGGCCAUCAUACGGGUUAAUUGUUCUGGAGUUUUUCCACCGCUCUCAGCUCGUCUUUAAACAUGUUGAGCUUGGUUCAUUGUGCUGGCGUAGAACGCCAUGGAUUCGGCUUAUAGACUUAUAAGAGAUGCUGCUCUCCGGCUUAGAUGGAGGACAGAGAGACGAUAGUUUCACUCACUGCUGGCUUGGAUAACUGACCUGGGGUCUAGUCCUCUUUGCAUUCUUUUGCUCUAUUCAUUCAUUUACCAUUCUGACUACAUACGUUCUUUUCCGUACACUAUCCCAACCGAAUACAUUCGUUCCUUGACUUAUAAGCCAACAUCACAAUGUCUCGUCUUCUCACUUUCGCUGCCGGCCUGGCGCUGGCUGCUGCCCAACUCACCUCCUCUUCCCUCGAGAACCACGUCGAUACCCUCACCUUGGGUGCCUCUUUCAACCCUGUCAAGGAAGCUUACUGGACUGGCCUUCCUCACCAUCGCCGAACUCCCUUUGCCGUCUCUCCCGAUGGAAAGACUGCUUUCCUGGCUUACCUCGAUGCUAGCGGUACUGGUGUCCACGUCCAGGGCGUUGAACCCAAGACCUUUGCUGCUGUUGGAACUCCCGUGACUGUCAAGAACGGUAAGGAGGCUGGUGGUCUUGUUGCCCACAACGAUGGCUUUGCUCUCCUGACCAACGAGGUUGUCUCUGGAGAGGCCAAGGACCCUCUUCCUGUGAUCUACAAGUACACCAAUGGCAAGCAAGCUUUCAGAACUCUCCUUGGUGGCUCUGGCUUCUCAGGAAACGCUCUUGCUUCUCCUGAUAUCAAUGGUGAUCUCGUCUUCUCUGAGAAGGCUGGCUACUACGCCGCCUACAUUGUUGUCACCUCAUACAGUGGCGAUGCUUCCGGUCACUUCGGUGAUGCCAUCCGCUAUAUCACCCCAGAGGGCAAGGUUGAGGAGAUCCAGGGUGCUUCUUCUUCUUGGGGCUGCUCUCACAACACCGGUAUCGCCUUCGAAGCAGCCGAUGAGCCUCCCUUCGCUUCCCUCUGCUCCGAAGAUCAGGGUGCUAUCUGGUUGAACACCGAGACUCAGGGCAUGAGCAACAACGGUGUCAAGGUCUCCAACGAGCACGUCAUCAACGGUGCCAGCAACGAGCCCAUGGGUGGAAUGAGUGGUUCUUACAGCUCUCUCGCUCGCUUCAUCGGUGCUGACUCUUACAUCUUCUCCUGGGUUUCUCGUGGUGCUAUCGAUCUUACUCUCAACGACUGGAUGGGUGAGGGCUACACUCAUGCUGAGAACCGUACCAACAACCGGAACGUUGCUAUUGCUCUGUUCUCUGACAAGAAGACCCUCAUUGGCGAGCAGGCUUCCUCCAAGGUCGGUGCCAAGGAUGGUGAUAGCCAAGUCAACUGGGUGACUCAUGGUGCCAACGACUGCUCCAACGCUCACGUUGCUACUUUUGAUGCUUCCACUGCUUUGGUUACCUGGGAGGAGAUCUCCAACCCUGUAUGCGAGUUCGAGGCCAUGGGUUGCAAGGGCAAGUUUGCUGGUACCAAGUUCCAGGCUGUCGACAGCAAAGGCAAGAAGCUUGGCUCUGCCAUCACUUCUGAGGAUACCUACGUUGCUGGUGACAUGGUCACUAUGUCUGAUGGCCGUAUCUGCUGGCCCUAUGUCAACAUGGCUUGGUCUCUCAGUGGUCCUACACAGGCUGCUGAUGUCAAGAAAAUCUCUUUUGCUUGUGUCUCCAACGGCAGUGGCUCCGGCUCCGGCUCUGGAUCUACCACCAAGGCUUCUACUGUUGUUGCUCAGCCUUCUGCUACCAAGACCCCCAAUGCCGGUGCGGCCAAGCCUUCGACUGUUGAGUCUGCUGACGCUGCUGAGGGUUCUUCUGGAGAAUCUGCCGUCUCUGAGGGAGCGCCUCGUCCCUCUUUCACUACAGUCCCUGGCUCUGUGACUAAUGUUCUCCCCGCACCCACUGACGUUGCUUCAUCUGCUGCUGCUGAGAAACCUUCCUCAGUUGUUGUCAAGCCCUCUGCCCCCGCUGAUCCUGUGGAUGGUGACAACGAGCCUGCUACCACCGAGGCUCCAACCAAGGUGGCCCCUGUUACUACCCAAGCCCCUGUUGAGACUCUUCCCACGUACGCCGAUGGCGAGGAUGACUGCAACGAGGAAGCCUCAGGUAACUCUCCUGUUACCACCCAGGCACCUACCAAGGUCAACAAGCCUUCUGGCCGCCGCACUCGCACUCGAACCCGCACCCAUGCUCGCCGCCCCAGCUCUCCCUUUUCCAAGAAGGAGUGUGUAGCCAAGACCGUCACCCAGACUGUCUAUGUUACUGCUACUGCUGCCCCUAAGUACUAGUGGCUGGUUCAUCUAUCACCAGCAGCAAAUGGAAUCGCCUGUGUGCCUGACAAUUAUUCGUUCUUAUACAUAGUACUUUACCUUUAACAGCCCACAAUUCAUAUAUAAGAUACGAUGUGGAGUCUUUGUUUAUACUUGAUAUGAAUACUUUGAAUUGCAAGAAAUGAUGCUCG